Cadophora gregata is the source of this 1194-nucleotide messenger RNA. RefSeq lists its product as uncharacterized. Bases 241 to 1194 code for a protein of 317 amino acids. The transcript has 3 exons. The record is from RefSeq and is a predicted model, not a curated record. Lineage: Eukaryota; Fungi; Ascomycota; Leotiomycetes; Helotiales; Ploettnerulaceae.
CGGAAACAACACAACAGUUCUUCAGGCUGAUCAUGCAACAUUCUGUUUCGCCUAAAUUUCCAACCUCCCGAGCUUGAGGUUGGAUACCAUUCCAAGCUUACACGAAGAAGCAACAACUGCUCCACUUCCCGCUCGAAUGACCCAUUUCGAGAGGCACAGCAGUGAGAUGAGAUUGUUCGGUCUUUGGCGGGCAUUGAUGUGGAGCACAUUCACACCCAAUGCGGCGUCCCAAUCUUAUCAAUGGGACCCCUAUUUUUCUUCUUGGAAGAGCAAAAUAUAUAUCUUCAGAACGCCACUUCGAAAUCUCGUUUGACGAUCUCUGCCGCUGCCGCUGCUGAACUCACUCGUUCAAUUAUCCAAGCAGUAGGAAAUAUGCUUAUCACAAUCAUUCUUGGCGGAGUUCUGGGAGCGGGGGUUGCUGUAGCGCAAUCUUCAGCAUCGUCCAAAACGGCUAUUCAGAGUUGGAUUCCCGAGCCUUUGCCGUCGGUUACGCCUGAUGGGGUCGUCAAUCUGUUCAUUCAGGAGAUGGAUGGGUAUGCUGGUCUGUUUGAAGCAUCCGUUAUCAAAGUAGAGGCAUCUUCGACUACGUACUGGGUCGCUUGCGCUUCAUCUAUUUCAGAGGAUGCUUGUCCGUUUGAUCCUAUUCCGCCGUAUACCGGCAUGACUGUCACGCAAGGUGCGAAAGGUAUGCAGAUGACGAACAGCGAGGAGGGCUGGUCGGUCCCCCAAUCCUGUACCUUCGCUACUACAGCCGCCUCUGUCGCUACGUGUACGAACUAUUGGUCCGUGGGACACACUGCAGACGAAAUCAAUUACUCACUGUCGACAUCGUACACAGAUCAAUAUACACGCACGUACGUCGCCAAACUUCCAUAUAAGUCUUGGAGGCUUGAACAUUGGGGACAGCCGCCAUUCAUUCCUGUGUCAAUCACGGCUGGUGCGGAGAAACUGGUCGCUGCAGCCUCAGCAAGGACGACUUCCUCUGGACCGAUAUCUACGAGUAGUCAGAAUACUGGGACAGGCAUCAUUUCGCCUGCUCCUGCAGCAGCUCAAUUAGCUGUGGUGUCACAGACAUCAACUUCAGCUGUGUCCACUGAGACUGCAAAUUCAGGGGCUUGGAGGGGUAGGAAGUCGGAUGGGGGGUUCGUGCUUAGAGUGUUUGUCAUUCUAAAUGCCGGGAUCUAUAUUCUAUGA